AUGUCUGCCCCAACAAUCCUCAUUAUACCCGGCGGUUGGCACAAACCCGAAUCUUACACUAAACUACACCAUGCUCUCACCUCCGCGGGGUUCAAAGUGCACAUACCAGAGCUACCCUCCACUAACGGUUCCCGCCCACCCGAUGCAAACCUCACGAACGACACAGCGCACGUGCGCGCCACCGCCGAGCAAAUCAUCAAAAACGGUGACGAACUGAUCGUCUUGAUGCACUCCUAUGGCGGACAAAUCGGCACAAACGCCCUUUCCGGCCUCUCCAUCACAAGCAGACGAAACGCAGGACUAGAAGGCGGCGUAAGAGAACUCGUAUACAUGAGCGCAUACGCGGUAUCAGAAGGAAAGAGCAUGAUAGACAUGGUCCGUCACUUCGACCACGAAUCACUUAUACCGCUAGCCUUCGAUUUCGCCGACGACAUGACAUGUGUAAGCCGCGACCCUAAGAUCUUGUUAGUGGGCGCGGAUUCCGGAUUGCCUGAUAAUGAGGUCGAGAAGUAUGUUGAGACGCUGGUGCGCUGGAAUGGACAGUGUAUGUAUGAUGCGCUGACAACUGAACGGUGUGCGUGGCGCGAUAUACCGGUUACGUAUAUUCAUACGACGAAGGAUAUGACAAUUCCGUAUGAAUACCAGAAAUGGCUCGUGGAAGGUAUGAGGAAGGAGGGCGUGUGGGUGCAUACUGCGACGUUGGAGACGGGGCAUUGUCCAAACCUGACGGCAACAGAGGGUGUGGUGGAUGUUCUGCGAAAGGUGGUUGCAGGCGAGAAACUGGAUGAAGAAGGAGAGGUGGAAAAGCCUGUGACUACAGUGGAGGUGCAGGAUGCCAUCGUGGGUGUUGGAAUUGAGAAACCGUAA
This is a messenger RNA of Alternaria atra, 867 nucleotides long. RefSeq lists its product as uncharacterized. The transcript has a single exon. The coding region runs from base 1 to 867 and encodes 288 amino acids. NCBI's taxonomy places the organism in Eukaryota, Fungi, Ascomycota, Dothideomycetes, Pleosporales, Pleosporaceae. The record is from RefSeq and is a predicted model, not a curated record.